CGACAACGACGAAGCGACGACGAAGAAGACGAAGGCAGAAGACAGAAGGCAAAAGGCAACCCUUGUGCGGGGUUUGGUGCACUUUACUCAUUGCCCUUAUCUCAGUGCCUUACUGACCGCCCAUUGAUUCAAAUCUUUUGUCUGCCAAGGCAGUUUGUUUAUUUUUCGUGUUCCGCAUUUAAAAAAUUAUAAAAGAAAUACGAAAAAACUACUCCAUACAAAUUAAUAACCCAGCCGUAAGUUUAAUUGACUUUUUUGCGGACAUCAUCAUUGUGCCGUUAGUCGAGAGCUAGAGUCGCCCAAAGUUCCACAUUGCGGUGGCAACUGGAAAAACGCAAAAGAAUCUCUGAGAACUUUGAGGGUUUUAUAGUUCGUUCUUGGUAGAACACAGCCACAGCUCGAGCUUAAGUGUGCGGGUGGUUUUGGUUUCGGAUUGGACGGACGCGGUUACGCGGUGCGACCGUUUGUUCUACAUUUAGCUUCUGUAUCCACAUCAACAUCGACAUUGAGAGGAGAGCCCGAGAAGGGGGUGUUUAUGGGUUAUUUGUCGUCGCUAAUGACUUAAUUCAUUUCCCAGGCCCAAACUCUCGAUACGAGCAAAAACGAAAAAAUCCAUUUUAUGUGCCUCUGCGGUUUGAGGGUAGAAUCGCGGGUUGAAGCUGGAGAACUCACACUCUGUGGUAACGUUGUCGAUGACGAAGACAACAACUAUACCUACACCUACGACGACGAACGGCCACAGACCACGGACCGAACAGCGCACAAAGUGUAUUAAUUAAGUCGCUAGAGAGCUGUUAAUAAUAUUUAUUAAAAAAUUAGAAAUAACUGUUAAUUGUUUUGACCCCAACGUCUGGUAUAUAGUAUAAUACAGAGGCAGAAGCAAAAUAACAACAAGUGAGAGUGGCCAGAGGUAGAGGAGGAGAGGAGAGAGGCUAUACAGACGAGUACAUAAUAUUGGGUUGUUUCGCAAAAGGCGUAUUUUGCUUGUGGAUCAGUUAAUCUUUGAACUGCAGUUCGAGCAGUGCACAUCUUACACGCAUCAUCGUAACCAGUCUGGACAUCAACCCUACACCAAAAUGGAUUUCUAUACAAAUUAUCAAAACUUCACCUACGACACCAACAGCAACAACAGCAAUUUAAGUCGGGUCAGUCCAAGUGAAUCGGAUUCAUCGAAUAGCCCGCUGAAACCUCGACAGGAAGUCAAUGCUCGCGAAAGAUUUCGCACCCAAAGUCGUGUUUCCAGUGUUAAUACAGCAUUCAACACUUUGAGAACAUUAAUUCCAACUGAACCAUCGGACAGGAAGUUAUCGAAAAUUGAGAUUCUUCGAUUGGCCAAGAGCUAUAUAGCUCAUUUGGAUGCUAUUGUUUUGACAGGAACUACAGAGAAACCAUGUACUAGUCAUAGUCUUCAAAGUCACAAUUGUUCGGCUAUCGAAGGCGAUUCUGGAUCAAGAUCGAAUAUUUGUACUUUUUGUGCAAAGACAAUCAACGCAAGAAGUUGAUGCGAUCAAAAAUUCAUCAAAGUGUACAUAAUAUUAUUAUUUAAAAAUUAUUAAACUUAUUUUUAAUAAAACCAAACAAUUGAAACU
Molecule: messenger RNA, 1589 nt
Organism: Eupeodes corollae
Lineage: Eukaryota; Metazoa; Arthropoda; Insecta; Diptera; Syrphidae
Product: transcription factor 15
Exons: 3
Coding region: 1077-1502 (141 amino acids)
Biological process (GO): regulation of transcription by RNA polymerase II; developmental process
Molecular function (GO): RNA polymerase II transcription regulatory region sequence-specific DNA binding; protein dimerization activity; DNA-binding transcription factor activity, RNA polymerase II-specific
Source: RefSeq, a predicted model, not a curated record